AUGCCGCUUGUGGGUUGCCUAUUUCAUUCGGUGGAGGUGUGGUCAUUCAUUUCAUUUUCAGUGGCCUCGGGUGUGAUAGUGUUGUUCGACCAUCUGAUUACAAUUGAUGACGAGAGAGGCCACUGGUCAAUAGGCAAACUCUUAUUCAUAAUUAAUCGAUAUUACACAUUUUUAUCUGUCAUGUGUCACCGUUUCUCCCGGUGGCAAGGAUGGACAGGCCUAAUUGCGUGCAUGAUAGCGGAAGUGAUUCUACAGAUGCGGCUUUACGCAUUGUAUCUCCUCAACAAAAAGGUGCUGGCCCUCAUGGUCACGAGCUUUGUUAUAAGUUCAGCUAGCGCAGCGGUUAUCAUGGGCCUAGUUCUGUCUAACAUAAGCAGUACGCUCGUAGCGGUGUCAUACGCCCUUCCAGGUAUCUCUAUCUGUGCCCUGAGCGGUAUACCUGAUUACUUCUAUGCUUUCUGGAUUCCGAUAAUCGUAUUUGAGUCCAUGUUGUGUGGACUAGCGCUGUUUCGGGGAUACCAAAUGUUCAGCUCCGAUAGACCUCUCUUCAGCUCUGGACGGCAUCUCGUUAGUAUCCUCAUCCGAGAUUCAGUAUUCUAUUUUGUCGUCAUGUUCGCAACAUACCUCACCAAUUUACUAGUCUGGACUACUGCACCAGCUGACCUUCUUGAAAUUCCCAUAGGAUUUUCCGUCACGUUUUCAUGUGUCAUGUCUAACAGGAUCAUCCUCAACGUUCGCAGAGCGAACGAAGAGGUUAUCGAGUCCAAAGCUACUGGUUCCCCUAAAGAAGGUCCGGAUAAGGCCGUGGAUCUACUUGGUGACCAAGGAUAUGUUUCCCAUACCCGUGUCCGAUAUUGA
Messenger RNA from Guyanagaster necrorhizus, 858 nucleotides. RefSeq lists its product as uncharacterized. The transcript has 9 exons. Lineage: Eukaryota; Fungi; Basidiomycota; Agaricomycetes; Agaricales; Physalacriaceae. The record is from RefSeq and is a predicted model, not a curated record. Bases 1 to 858 code for a protein of 285 amino acids.